Messenger RNA from Miniopterus natalensis, 2725 nucleotides. The record is from RefSeq and is a predicted model, not a curated record. Lineage: Eukaryota; Metazoa; Chordata; Mammalia; Chiroptera; Miniopteridae.
UGUGGCAAAAACUGGCAUGGAGAUCACAGCCGCCCAUGUGCGUUGUUACAGUGAUCGUCUGAGACACCAGGAUGGUCCUUUCCGAUCGGAAAGGAGGCCUUUCCAACCUCUCCUUGGAGGAAACCUCUGCCCCCAGCUCCCUGCAGCCGCUGCUGCCCAUGAUGGGAGGAGCCUUCAUGGACUCACCCAACGAGGACUUCGGCACCGAGUACUCCCUCUUCAACUCCUCCACCAACAUCCACGCGGCCUCCAACGGCCAGGGCCAGGCGGAGGAGCCCGCGCGGUCCUCCAACGACGCCGUCCUGCUCUGGAUCGCGAUCAUAGCGACGCUGGGCAACAUCGUGGUGGUGGGAGUGGUGUACGCCUUCACCUUCUGAGGGCGCCCGCGCCCCGAGCCGGAGCCCCGACCACGGGCGCGGCCUCGCCUCUCCGGGGCCACCACGUGUCUGGAACGUCCCCGGGCAGCGCCCUGAUUUCAAACAUCCCACGCUGCCAUCAAGCUGAUCCAGAAACCACGAAGCAUGAGCUCCCAGCCCCCUCAGGCGUCACGGGGCCGGGCCUUCGAGGAGCAGCUUGGGGCGUCCUUAAAGCUGCUUUCCAAGGACAAGAGCCCCGAGGGAACAGCCGGUUAGGUUCCAGAUGCAGGCGCAGCUGGGCGAUCGCUUGCAGGCAGCAAAUAUUCACUUAGGUGUCUUGUCUUCAUGCAGACUCAUCACUCCAGGUGUGCGGGGUGCUGCCUGGUGUGCAGGUCCGGGGAAGAGCCCCUUAGAACUGGAGUGUCCCACCCCAAUCUCAGCCCCCGGGAAUAUUGGUGGUGGUCACUUGAAGGCUUAUAGAACAUUCCUCAUUUCACUUGCAAAUGGCACCUUUGUCCCCAGACACCUGGCCCCUUAUGAGACCCAAACGCAUCAGGAAACCCAAGGAUGGGGGGGUUGCUGGUGACAUGGUGGGGUUUCCGGGAGGGUGGUUUUCAUCUGCUGGGUGGGCUUUCCCAUCUGUUUCAAAAUGAGGUCUGCCAGUCAGUUCACGCCUCAGGCCCCCCACGUGAAGAUGUUCUUUGUUCUCUGAGAAGUCACAGAAUUUUAGAGGUGCAUGAGGCUCGGGCCACCCAGUCAUUUGAUGGGCGGGCAGGAGAGGGUCUGGUUGCCUGUGGUCACCGGGCGCAUUCACGGAGGGGCCAGAUCAGGAGGGACGCCGCUUGGCGGCUCAGGGCUGUCUCUAAGCCUCUCCUGAGCGGAUUCCUGCCUUCUCAGCUGCCCUCGGGGUCAGUGUCCACAGGGUCUUGAGCUGCGUGCGAGGUGGGCAGGGAGCUCAGACACCUACUCUGUAAACUCGGUUUACGCUCCGUGUGCUCUGUUGCAGGCAUGGGGGUCCUCCACCCAAGUCGGUUUCCUACAUCCUCAGAAGUCAGCGGCUGGGGGCCUGGCACACAGGGAGCCCCCAGCUAAGACCAGAGUGGGAUGGGACAUGCCAGGGGGAGCAGUUCGGGAAAGGGCCCCCUUCGGAGGCAGCCACCCUGUGCGACGGAGGUGGAGUGGGGUGGGGGCUCACUCCCCCACCAGCUGGAGUGGCUGCCUCCUUGCUUUGUCCCUGCGCUGUACAAAACAAAAGAAAUGGCACACACUCCCCUCUGUGGUUGAGAAACUAGAAAGUCUAGUUAAGAAGCCCUAUGCAGGUUUGGGCACAAUUGCAAAAAUGCUGAAUUGGUCACCAGGGUCUCAGGAGAAAUGAGUGUUCUUGGUGACAGGUGAAGGGACAUCUUCAUUGUCCAGAGGCAGCCACUCGACCCUGGGAGGUCGGCACUGAGCAGCCGUGGUAAUAGGAUUAUCAGCCCGACCUGCAGACAGAGCCCGCAGAUGGCCGCCAGCUCUUAUUGGUCCCAUCUGUCACUGCAGCCGCGUGGCCACCCACAAUGCUUCUGCUGGAGUGGAGGUCGGGGGUGCCGAGAGCUGGCGGGAUGCUGCCGAGGAGAGGAGGGAUGCGGGACCUUCCGCCCGGACGCCUUCUGGAACCACCCACGGGGCCCUGCUCUCUGCAGGACCAGCCUGGAGGUUGGGUGGCUGGUUAGCCGUCGGGCCCAUCGUCCCGGGAAACCCCUCCCCAUCGAGCCCCCGAGCCUGCCCAUGAGCAUGGUCUUUCUUAGAGAGCCCAAGGAGGGGGUGAGAGCCAGGCUAGGGAGACACGGCGAUGCGUGAGGUUCGUGUGGAGGUCACUCCAGCCCAAACACUCUGAUUCUUUGAUGCCAGGGCAGCCUGCAGCUCUGUAAGAGGCAGGUGGCAGCUCCCGGGUCCCCACAGGGCCUGGAGAGGGGGUCCUAUGUUUUCUGUUGUGUGGGGAGGAGAGAAAGAUGGAGGACUCCAGCCUUCUGGGCAGCCCCGGGGCCGGUGUUCACCGGGUACUUCCAGGCCCAGCGGUCUCCCCCAUGAAGGCCUUUUUUCCCCCUGGCAUAAAUGUCAGUUAAAUUUAACUUCCAUGUCUUUAUCUCUUUUCAAUGUCAAGGAGCUGUAGGGACCAUCUUGUCCAAACUGCAUUACACAGACCACAGAGACUCGCUCGGGGUCGUUCCAUCCCAGCCUCCUACGGUUUCAUUGUCUGCUUGUUUCCCACCGUUACUCAGAGAGCAGCGAGGAUAGACGGCCAGUUUCUAACCAGAGCAUCACACGCUGUCCCUCCCGUCUGAGCCGGGGCUCUGUCUUGAAUCUCAGUAAAGGGCAGAGAUGUGACA